GUCGCAGCGCCGCCCGGCAGCGCCCUCUGCCGUGCCCGCCGCCACCGCGGGACGCGGCAAUGGCGGCCCCCGCAGUUCACGCAUGAGCCCCGAGCCCCGACCGCCGACGCCGUAUAGUCUGAAUAAGAGCUGUCAGGAGACCUGCUUCCUCAGUUGCCUAAAAAUCAUCAUAGAUAUUGAGCCUCAAUCUGAAUACAGGAGGAAAAAUGCCAGCUUCUCUAAGAAAACUGCAGCAAAUGGCUGUUUUCAUGGGACUGUUCAGUGGUGGGGGAUGCAUCCUGAUGUAUAAUCUUAUGCAAAAGGGUUUUGCCAGGACCCAGUAUUACCAGCAGGCACUGGAGCAGCUGAACAGCAGUCCUGAUGCCCUGGAAGCCCUGGGUGCCCCCCCACUUAAGGUUCACAACAUCCGACUGACGGAUGGGAGUAACCGUGUGGACACAGAGAGAGCACAGCUGGUGCCUCCAGGAUGUCACCUUGAAACUGCGGGAUGGUCAGAAUAUUCCAGUUUACCACUCCUCUGUGGAAAGCAUCAAUGUACAAGAAGGCUAAAAAUCAAAAGCAGCUGCCUCUCCACCUCCCAUUGAGCCAAAGGAGCCAUUAAUCGAUUGCAUCCUGCUGUGUCCCUGAAUGUCCACAGUUGUUACAAGCAGCAAUUUUACUUAAGUGAGUGCUCUCAAGGCAAUUUUCUCUCUAAAUUUACCUCAUAAUCAUAAUUUCUUUCUUUUGUUGGUUUAAUUCAUGUGGUCAGCAGAAGCCUAAAAUAAAUAUCUUGCAA
Calypte anna (Anna's hummingbird) is the source of this 775-nucleotide messenger RNA. Its product is annotated as cytochrome c oxidase assembly factor 1 homolog. Gene Ontology annotation, cellular component: mitochondrial inner membrane. Bases 207 to 584 code for a protein of 125 amino acids. The record is from RefSeq and is a predicted model, not a curated record. Lineage: Eukaryota; Metazoa; Chordata; Aves; Apodiformes; Trochilidae. Gene Ontology annotation, biological process: mitochondrial respiratory chain complex IV assembly; mitochondrial respiratory chain complex I assembly. The transcript is spliced from 5 exons.